Molecule: messenger RNA, 456 nt
Organism: Trichosporon asahii var. asahii CBS 2479
Lineage: Eukaryota; Fungi; Basidiomycota; Tremellomycetes; Trichosporonales; Trichosporonaceae
Exons: 3
Coding region: 1-456 (151 amino acids)
Biological process (GO): translation
Cellular component (GO): ribosome
Molecular function (GO): structural constituent of ribosome
Source: RefSeq, a predicted model, not a curated record
AUGCCCAACAUUCUUACCGGCGUUGUCACGAAGACGGGGGCUAUGGCCAAGACGAUCACUGUCACUAUCGGCAGCAAGCGUCCGCACCCCAAGCUCCUCAAGAUGAUGUUCAAGACGCACAAGAUGCUCGUCCACGACGAGGAGGAGAAGUUGCGACCCUUCAUCAGCCCAGUUACCGCUGAUGUACCAUCGAGCACAGCUGACACUUUACCAGAGGGCCGUGUCGGCGACCAUGUCACGAUCAUCCACGGACGGCCAAUCUCGAAGCGCAAGCACUUCACGCUGCGCUCGAUCGACUUCCGCCCCGAGCUCGAGCACAUCCCGGCCGCGCCGGAGAUCGAGCGCAUCUCGCGCAGGGCGAACGGCAUCAUGGAGCAGAUGAGGAGAGAGAAGGCCAAGCUCGACGCCACCAAGGCCGCCGAGGCCGAGGCUGAGGCCAAGACGACGGCGCAGUAA